Molecule: messenger RNA, 4293 nt
Organism: Corylus avellana
Lineage: Eukaryota; Viridiplantae; Streptophyta; Magnoliopsida; Fagales; Betulaceae
Biological process (GO): mRNA processing
Source: RefSeq, a predicted model, not a curated record
CUGUGGCUGUUCUAGGGUUUAACAUACAGUAGGGUUUUUGAUUCACAGCGUCCGAGAUUCCCAUACCAUUUGUGGGAAAAAUCCUUCGAGAGCCCUCUCGACCCCACACGGACGUUGUUGUUCUUAACCAGCCAAAACCCUAGAAUUGUUUUUUUCGACUCGAAUUUCUGAGGUUUUGGCGAGAAUGGAAGACUUAGACGACGAUUUCGGUGAUCUUUACGCCGACGUCGAAUUUCAACCGAGUUCCGCGAUCAACUGCAUUCCUUGGUUCGCCAAAUCGUACGUAGAACGAAUGGAAGUUGAAGGAGAAGAAGGAGGAGGAGGAGGAGAAGAUGAUGUUACCGAUUCCAAGGAAUUCGAUAUGGUUCAUGGCGAUUCGGAUCAGAAACUAAUUGGUUCCGAGGCGAAUAGUGGGAAGGAGAUGAAUGUGGAUAACGGAAGUGAUAGUGAGGACGAUCUGAACAUAGUUUUGAACGACGAGGAUUGUAAGAACUAUCCGAUUGCGAGCGGUGGGAAUGCGAAGAAUGGAGGGGUUAUGGGAGGUGGUGGUCAUGGUGAGGAUGAGGAUGAUGAUUUUGUUGUUGUUGGUGAGGGAAGUGGGGGGUCGGAGCCUAGUUCUAAUGGGCAUGGCGGUGAGAGAGGAAAUGGGGCGAGGGGUGUGUAUAACUCGCAGUAUACACGGUACAAGUAUAUGAGACCUCAUGGAGCAGCAUUUCCAAGCAAUAUGAGAGGCAAUGGACCUGUGGGGAUGGCAUCCUACUCUUCCAUGUUGGCUAGAGGUAACAGGGAUGAUAGUCCUUGCAACCAGCACAAGGGCUCAAACGCAGGUCAGGUUGUCCCUGUUCGUGCUACAGCCAAUUCGGUUCCGGGUGGAAAUUGUUUCUCGCUUCCUUGGAACAGGACUAUACUUGAUGUAAAUAUUGAUACAUUUGAGGAAAAGCCGUGGAGGUUUCCUGGAGUGGAUAUAACUGAUUUCUUCAAUUUUGGUUUCAACGAAGAUACUUGGAAAGAAUACUGCAACUCUCUGGAGCAAUUUCAGCAACAAGCAUUCAUGCAGAGUGGGAUCCCUGUUUGUGGGUCGUUAAAAAUUAACCAGGCUUGCGAAUCUAAAUGUGAGUAUGAGAAAGGAUUUCAGGAUACUGCAGUGGAGGAAAAUCAAGUUGGAUUGCAGAGGAUAAUUUCUCCUUCAUCCAAAUUUGUUGAUAGCAAAGUGAGACAGUUGGAAGUGCCAAAAGGUAGAGCAAUUCAGGUUGAAGACAGUGCUGGUGAACGCCAGCCAUCUAUGGAUGUAAGGCGUUCACGUACUCGGGAUUCUGAUGUGAUACAGAUUACUGUGCAGGACCCCAUUGAGGAUUCCUCUGUUUCUGGAAAGGAGGAGGUGCACCAUAUAGAUAGCACUGUACAUGCUGCAUCUGAAAAUGGGAAUUCUGAUGCUGAUGAUAGCAGCGAUAUUUACUGUUCUGGUAAUGUCAGUGAAGAUGAACCAUCUGUACAAUCUCAGGAAGGGAAUGUCAGAAGAUUUGACAGGUGUUCCCAGUUGACAACUGCAUAUAAUCCAAUGAAUCUCGACGCUGGUAAACAUGAAAAUGAAAAGAUCCCUGGUGUAAAUGUGCAUCAACAUCAAAAGGGGAAGGUUUACCCUUCAGAAGGAGUCACAGAAGGAAUGGAAACAGUAAAUAAAACACACAGAGGUAUUAGCAGAAAUUCUUUCAGUGGAGAUCCUUUCGUGGAGGAAACAGAAUUAUCACUUAGCGAUCAUGGUCAGCUUAGCCUGGAUUCAUCUUGCUAUCGAAGUGAUUCUGAAGAAUCCAGAGACAGUGUUUGUGCUGAUUUGGAGAGAACUUAUAGUCCUUUAAAAAGGCCAUCACUGAAUUCUAGUGCUGAAUUGCUGGACUCUGUCACAUCUUACCACAAGAACUCUAAAAGCAGCAGUGCCAAAUCAAAAUUGGGUGAUAUGAAGUUAAGAAAUAAAGGUUCCACUCGAGAGGAACAGGAGCAUUGUAGUAGGAGAGGCAAUGGUGUUGCUAAACCAAAGAUUCAUCCUGAGGAUAAUGAUGAUGCCUCCCAUAUGUGGGAUGCAGAGGACCUAGGUGAAACGGAUCACUCAUUGGUUAAAUGUAGCAGACAAAAGGAAAGGAAGCAAAGGUUUGAACGUAGAGACACAGAAGAUCUCCCAUAUCAUAGGGAAAAAGAGUUUUCCAGCUGUAAUGGUGGUGAAAAGUUUGCUGACAAUGGUGUUCGGACAGCUUACAGAAAACAUCCUUAUAGGAAAGGUAAUCACAACCUCAGAGACGGGAUGGAUUCCUAUGCUAGAAAAAAAUGGGACGAAAAGGAGUAUUUUAAUGGACAAAAAAGUCCUAGAGUAAAUGAUGAAGAGAGAGAUAGAGAUUGGUAUCAUCAUGGAGGAGGAUUCUCUACGGAUUACUUGAGUCGUUUCACUUAUGGGGAGUCCAGGCAGUUGAAUUCAAGGUAUUCCUCCUGCAGUGUUGAAGAAAGGGAUACUCGGUGGAGGAGGAAGCAUAGCAAAAUCCAACUUAGGAAGAGAACCAACGAUGAUGCUCAUUGGCUUGAUUAUAAACAUGAAGACCACUUUGUGCCAGGACAAUAUGGAAGACCUGCUUCAUUUCUUGAUAGGAACCUGGAUUUUUUGGAUGAAAAAUAUGAAAGAAAGUUACCAUAUAUUGGGAGAGAAUUGAAAAACUCUGGCAGAAGGGAUGGAUAUGAUGAUAGUCCCCCUUUAGAUUUGGAUAACCCUUGGUCUCAUGAAAUUGAAGAUGAUUAUCGAAGAGAGACGGAUUAUCAGUCUUUGAACUCUUGGUUUUACAGGGAAUCCUAUAUAGCUGGAGGAUGUCAGCAUGAUACCAUGUCUCCAAGAAAUGAUGUGUAUGACUCGAGAUUAACUGAAAGAUAUGGGAGACGUAGGAGACAAAUAUUUGCUGGGAAAGUUAGAGACAAUGGUUGGCUUAAUUGUCAUAAUGGUGGCAAUGACUUAGAAGAUUGUAUUGUAUAUCCUGAUGAUCAGGACCAUCUCAAUCAGAGAAGAUAUAGCUGCCAAUCUAGAUUGCACUGGUCUGAGGAUGAAUUAAUCCUAAGGCAUCGAGAUGAUAAAUUCUAUGUGGAAGAGGCAUCCCUUUCAUAUAAGAAAACUACAGGGCAUGAAAGGAUUUGUGGAAGAUAUGGAUCUGCGCAUGAUGGUAGGCUUAGUGAUGAAAUGCAAGUACAGCAGCAGAGACUCAAAAUGAUUAAAGGAGGAAGUAGCACCUACUGUUUUAACAGAAGUUCUAAGAUUAUAAAUAGAGAAAAGCAUGAACAAGCAGUGCUGAGGUGCAGGGAUUCAGUUGACUUGGUUGUUGGGGAAGGAAAGUCUCCCAGAAGAUGUACCAAAAGUGGAAGUUUGAUGAGCAAUGGUAGGUCUGGAAACAUGGGUCAGAAGAUUGAUAAGAAGCGGGCAGCUUUGAUGGAUUCUAAUGAACCUCAUAUGGAGAAGGCAGUCCAAUCCGACUUCCCAAGAACUGAGAGCAGCCAAAACAUUGCAAAAUGUCUUGACAAGUUUCCCAUAACUGAACAUAAUGAAGAUUUGGACAUUGAGGAGGGUCAGAUAGUAACAGAAGAGCCAAAUGCAGAGGACUCCUUCAGAAGGAGAGGUGUCUCUCAAGAUGCAGCACUGACAUGCAAUGUGAAGAGGAGAAUACUUGGCAGUGAAAAUGGUUCCAAUGCGAAUAAGGUUAUUGAGGGUUAUGACAACCAACGGAUUCUUGAGACAAUAGCAAAGAUGGAGAAACGAAGGGAACGCUUUAAGGAGCCCAUUGCUCUGAAGAAAGAACCAGGCAACAGUCUCAACCCCGAGGUUGACUUGAUAGUUGACACAGAUGAAACUAAGCAACAAAGGCCGGCCCGAAAGAGGCGGUGGGGUGGUAGUUAGGUUCUUAAAGUUAAAGUUACAGUUAGCUUCGAAUUUUGUUGUUAGGUUCUUAAAGGUCUCAGGGCAUGAAGUCUUCCUUACAAGGCUUAAAUUGGAUUUGAAGGAGGCUGAUAGGAAUAAACAACUCUGUAAUUGACAUAUGUUCAGGUCAGUUUUUUGUUUAUUUAUUUCUUUUCCCUUAAAGAGGAACUGAGAUAGAGCUAAUAUUGAGGAGUAUUCAGUUUUUUCUAUAUGUAAUAAAGUUUAAUGGGUCAAUAACUUUGGUGAAAAUGCAUAAUUAUGGGGUUGUUCAAACUCUAUUGUCAAAAGGCUUAACAGUUCUUUGAUGUUCAUAACAAUAUAAUUUUGGUUUUUUGCUGACCUUUUCUAAA